Molecule: messenger RNA, 8585 nt
Organism: Phascolarctos cinereus (koala)
Lineage: Eukaryota; Metazoa; Chordata; Mammalia; Diprotodontia; Phascolarctidae
Gene: VAPB
Product: VAMP associated protein B and C
Biological process (GO): endoplasmic reticulum membrane organization
Cellular component (GO): plasma membrane; endoplasmic reticulum membrane
Molecular function (GO): FFAT motif binding
Source: RefSeq, a predicted model, not a curated record
GGUCUGCGUGUGCGUGCGUGCGUGAAGUGCGUGUGUGCGAGUGUGUGUGUAUGUGUAUGUGUGUGCGAGUGUGAGUGUGCCGGGCCGCUGCUAGGCUCCCUGGGCAUCUCGCCGCCGCCCGCCCUGUACCAGUUCACCGCGACCCUUCACCGCUUUCCGUCUGUGUCCCUUUAAAAAAUUUUUUUUAACAAUAUAUUAUUCCAUGUCAUCUUUAUUUUAAUCUCCUUGGGUCACCAAAACUGGUGCAGCUGGAAGCAGCCGCCUCCACCCCCUCUCCCGCCCCCGCCCCUCCCCCCAAAUCCGAGGAAUAUGGCGAAAGUGGAGCAGGUUCUGAGCCUAGAGCCGCAGCACGAGCUCAAAUUCAAAGGCCCCUUCACAGAUGUUGUUACCACCAACCUGAAGCUUGGCAACCCUUCUGACCGAAAUGUAUGUUUUAAAGUGAAGACUACUGCACCCCGCCGGUACUGUGUGAGACCCAAUAGUGGAAUUAUUGAUGCGGGAACAUCAAUCAAUGUGUCUGUGAUGCUACAGCCUUUCGAUUAUGAUCCUAACGAGAAAAGUAAACACAAGUUUAUGGUUCAAUCUAUGUUUGCUCCGACUGACACCUCAGAUAUGGAAGCAGUAUGGAAGGAGGCAAAACCAGAAGAUCUUAUGGAUUCAAAACUUAGGUGUGUGUUUGAAUUGCCAGCAGAGAAUGAUAAACCGCAUGAUGUAGAAAUAAAUAAAAUUAUGUCCACAACGGCAACAAAGACAGAAUCAUCUGUUAUGUCUAAAUCUGUAAGUUCUUCUUUGGAUGAUACUGAAGCUAAGAAAGUAAUGGAAGAAUGUAAAAGGCUGCAAGUAGAAGUUCAGAGGUUACAGGAGGAAAACAAACAAUUUAAGGAAGAAGAUGGGCUGCGGAUGAGGAAGACACUGCCGAGCAACAGCCCAGCUUCUGCCUCAGCCACCAUCGUGAAGGAAGAAGGGCUUAGUACCCGACUUUUGGCUCUGGUUGUUUUGUUCUUCAUCGUUGGUGUAAUUAUAGGGAAAAUCGCCUUAUAGAGGCAGCAUGCAAAGGCUGGUAAUUGGAUUGAUGGAUCUGCCAUAUCAUGGGAUUUAAACUUAUUCAUAACAAAGAAAUUAAUGUUUGACAUCUCACAGGUCUUGCCUUUAAAUUACCCCCCCCCCCCGCACAAAUAUAACAUAACAUAAUCUAGAAAGUUUGAAACGUACAGUGAGUAAUCGGGGCAAAAACCAAAUGCAAAAAGAAUGAUCUUUACUAGAUGACAAGGAAAAUCAUGGUUAAUACUCAAAUGAUAAGUUGUAAAUGCAAUUUUAAAUAUUUUUAGACCUUGGUACAUGUUGCUGGAUUACCUCUUUUAAAAUGAGAAACUGGUUCCUUAACUGCUAGAGCUCCCCCCUUCUGAUAGUGGGAACCAGAGCUAAGCAGGAAGGGGCAGGAAUCUCUGUAAAAUAUAUCAAUCCACCAUACAUACUGCUCAUAAACUUAAAAGUUUGUCCAUGUCUUCAGUUCUGUGCAAGUUACCAGUUAUUUUUUGGGAACUUAAGUGAAUUGAGUCAGAAGCUGAAAAGAAUUAAGUGACAGCCUUGAAUGUGCUAGUCACCAAUAUGAGGCAUAUAUCGAUUAAUAGUACACAACAUUUUAGGAGAAAGGUCCUUGCCUUGUUCUCUUAAAGGGACCAAGCUAAACUGCUGUUGGUUCGUUUAGUUGAAUUAAACUGUUAUUCAGAGAUGUUUAAUGCCUAUUUAACUUAUUUAAUGUAUUUCAUCUCAUGUUUCCUUAUUGUCACAGGUUAUGACUAAUGCUAUGGUAUAGAAAUCACCACUCUAAGGCUGGUGGGUUGACCUGUCAUUGCUGCUGGAGAGCUAUGGGAUCCUUCUGUCUCCUACUGGUUUUUUUUUUGGGGGGGGGCACUACAUAAAUGGACUUUUGACUUAUUUGAACAUUGGAAAACAACGGUCAGGAAAUGUUUUUCUAUGUAAAUAAAUAACAUCUAUCUUGGGGAAGGGAGGGAAAUUAUACCAGUAGUAAUAAUAGUCAACUCUUGAUUACCCUGCUGAUGGAGGGAGUAGCCAUAGUGCAGAUAACCUUUAAAAAAAUGUCAUUUUAAUGUCACUCUUGAAUUCAUCUGAUUUCACCUUUCCUCACUGUGCUUGGCCUCAGUCCCUCUCUCUCUCCCCUACCCCCAAUUUGGCCCAUAAUUGGAGUAGCAACAUGGAAAGUUAUCCCAGUAGUAUGGAGGGGGCAGUAUUCUAGAAGUAGCUAGGGGAGAUAGUCCUGGAGCCAACUGGGAGGCAGGAGAGAGGAGACCCACCCCAAAUGAGGGGCUGGUGGUCAGGGGAAACCUUCCCCCAACUAACUCACAAAGCAGAUAAUUGAGAGUUGACUGUAAAUUAGUUCUGUGCUGUAAAUGACCAAUCUUGUUGGACUAUGUAGCAUCUUUAAAAGAAAAAAAAAUUAAAUAAAGCCCCAAAAUGAAGAUUUCUUUUGUUAUUUUGUCACACAUGUGCAAGAGAAAAGCUAAUUAAAAACAACAGGCACUAUCUGUGUUUCAUAAUGCUUCUAAUUUAGCAAUGUCUUUUUAGAUCCUUUUGGUCUUAACUGAAAGGACUACACAUGAAACUGCUAACAUUUUAAGUGGCUUGUUAAAGAUGGGAAUCUUUAAGGCCUGUUGCCCCCCGUUCAGAUCUAGAAUUUUUUUAAUUACUGUAUUUCCAGAGAAGGAAACCUUAGAUCUUAAGUGAAACAGCUGAAAUAAUUAAGAAGUGAAAUUAGGCUCUGUUGACUGAUCAUGGACUGGACUGUGUAUGAAUUUAGCUGUUAGGAAAGAAGAUAAGAAGAGUAAAGAUGGACUAGUUCAACUAAGAAACUUAGCAUGACCCAGGUAUUUUAGGUGCUUCCCAGAACAGGAUCUUCCUUGAAGGAAGGGUGCCAGUUCAGCAAGCCACUCCCCAUGAGCUCCCUCCUUGUGCACCAAGAGCCCCUGUGGUGAACAGAGCUGUAAACUUGAACAUAUCAGCCUAUGAGGCGCUGUGUAAGCUGGCCUCCAGCGUUGCUAUAGAAGGAGGGACCAAGCACUAAAACACAGGGUGUCUCAAAGCCUUAGCAAAGGUUUAGGUCUGAAUAGCUUAAUGAAGUUUCAAGUUGAAAUACCUUAAAACUUCACUAAGACUUUUGGGAUACCCUGUAAUGAUGUGAGUGCGCAAAGCCGCGUCUUUAAAUUGGGUUAAACAAAGUAAAAGAUAUCCACAAUAGUUGUUAAAAUUUGUGUGUGUAUGUGUUUUCACAACUUCUAGGUAGGGCCUCAUACAACUAAGACAAGGAUAUAUUUCUUGAGUUGGGAUUUUAAGAUUCUCCUGGCCCUUUGUCAUACACCCUUUUUUCUGCGUAAACUUUAAGAAAGGGAGUACUGUCCCAAUAAACUUAUAAGGAGGAUGGUGAAUGAGGUUUUAUUUGGGGGGGAGGGGGUAGUAAAAGUCACUGAGUUCCAGAGUUUCUAAAAUUCCAACCUAUUUAUGGAGAAUUUGCCCCCAUUUUGUAGAAGACUGUGUUUUUAUUAAAAUUUAAAUGCAAAAACGUCAAUUCCUUCUCCUGCCAGCCUAUGAACACUUUUCUCUUAUUUGUUGGCUAGGGUUCUAUUCUGUGUUUGUAUUUGUGAGUUGAGAGAGAAGUUGGUUUUCUGUCUUUUAUUAUCAGUACAGAGUAUAAAAUUCAGGGCCUUAGAGCAGCCAAAGAACAUGCCAGAGAGAGGCAUAAUAGGCUUCCUAGAGCAUCAGUGUUUCUGGUAUCUUAUCAGCCAUGAUGGGUGUGGGAAAGGGAGGGAAUGGGCAUGGGGAGAGGUAGAUACAGGAGGUGGGAAGAGAGGUGAUUUUGACAAGGGCUAGUUCUAAACAGUGAAGGGAGAAGUGAAGCCAUUAAAAUAAAGCUAGGAGUGGAAGAGAAGGACCAGUGAGCAAGGAUAACCUCUAGUGAGUGUGAUGAUUUGGAAGUGAGUAGGUAAGAGAUUGGAGGGAUAGGAUUAUCUUCUGUUCUUAAAUUACAAACCACUACUCAGGUCUCUGCCCUUGCCCUCUAAAUCUAGCCCCCAGUGAAGGCCAUCUCAAUAAAGAAGAUGCAGGAAGCCAUGAGUAGUCAUCAGGUUUCAUAAAAUUUUAUCAAGCAUAUUUUUAAAUUGAGAAUUUAAGCUCCCUUGGAACCUCAGCCAUGGGGAUUAUAGUGGCAUCCUAAAUGCAGUUUAAAAAAAAACAACAACCCAUCAUCAUUUAUAUCCCCUAGUGCUUCACAUAUGGUAGAUUCCUAGUAAAUAUUUUUUAAAAUUGAAGUUUUAGGCCAAAGUCACCUUUAAUGAUUCUUUCUGACCUGCAUGGUUUUUUUUCCCCUCCCUGAUCUAUGAAAUUGCUUGCAUUGGCAGUAAUGAGUACUGAUAAAAAUCACAGUAGAUUUUACUGGUUGACAGUUGAUACCUUCAGUGAGAGGCUCAUACCUACAGAAAGGAAGGGGAGGGGAAAGAAAAACCUCCAGCAAUCCAUGAAAACCAAAAUGUUUUCAAAUAAAUAGCAAAAGCAAAAUUGCCUUCUAAAGGCAACAGAGCAAAAGUAUUGGCUGUUAUUGGCACCCACCUGAAUGCAGUGGUCACUCAAAGCUAACUCACCUUCAAGUGAACUUGGGAACAAGCUAUGGCACAAGGAAAAAUUGUAAAAAUUUGGCAAUAUAUUAAAGAACACCUAGCAUGUGGGAACCUAGAUUGUAACAUGUCACUAACUUCAAUCAACAAACUAUUGUCACAGGAAAGAUUUAACUGAUACCUGCUUGAUUUGUAGUGCAAUAAUUCUGUCUACUACACUACCCUGCAUUGUAACAUAUGUACCAUUUUCAAUAGUUUGACAUUUUUCAAAAUGGCAACUAGUUUUGGGCACAUAGAAAUCCUCCCAUUUGUGUGCUCAGUGUGGGAUAAAUGUCUACCCUAACAUUUAAUCAUUUAAUUGACAUUUACCUAUUGAAUUAAUAUUUGAUUAUUAAAUUAUCUCUUAAUUCCAGGGUCUCUUCUGAAAGUUGGCCUACAUAAUUGUUCUGGCUUGUUUUUAAAAUCUUGUUUGUGAAUUGCUUGGUUUAAAAAGUAAAAAUAGGUAUGUGCCCUUCAAGGAAAAUUUGAGCCCUCUCCUAAUACUGAUCUUAUGGGCCAGUGAAAGGAAGCUAUCACUUGCACAUACUGGAAACAGAAAAUUCUUAGUGGGUAUCUAGCUGCUGGGAUUUUGUGUACUGAAAAUAUGAAAUUUAAAGCUGGAUCAUCUAGUCUGUUUCCUCACUUUACAAAAUGAGGCAACUGAGUCCCCCAGUGAGGGUAAGGAACUUGCCUAAGGAUAUAUGUACAGUAGUAGUGAAGCCAGAAUUUUCCCAUCCACUUCCUCAGACUCCAAACCUAGUGAUUUUUCCACUACAUAGCACUGCCCUAUGUCUCUCACUCAGGCCGGGAUGUUGAUCAGCCUCUCAGGGCUAAAGAAAGAAGAAUGGGAAAGAUUUUGGAUGACAUAACCUUGCAGUUACAACAACUGUUGGAAAAACUUUGUUUCCUAAGAUAACCAGAAAUGGAGUUGUAUUGAGAGAGUCUCUGUUCUUUCUACCUAAAUCUGAUAAGAUCUGCAAUUAACUUUUCAGAUUUUAAAGGCAUAUUCUCCGAAUACGUGAUUCCUGUUUUCCUCAGAGUUCAUAUAAGCCUGAUUAGAUUUGGGGGGAGGGGGAAGGCCUUUUAUUUUUCUUUAAAAAGAACCCCUACUUUAUUACUUACUAAGAAUUAAAGUAAUAUUCCUAUAAUUAAAUUAAACCUGAAAUGUAAGUUCUACAAAUUUGUCUUCAAAAUCCAUAAAAGGAACAAAGUUGAAAAAUCCAGGGGUUGUGAACCUCUGAAUAAAGUUGAAUAUUAUUGUUUAGUAGCUAUUAGGAGUAGGACUUCAUCUAAACUUCCUUUGUAUGCAGUGUUAGAGAUGCUUGUACUUCAUACUUAUUUAUGUUUCUGGGACAGGUGUACAGAGUUAUAAGGGCAUGAGCAUCAGUGCGGGCUUUUGUAUUGAUUAGUUUCUCUUCAUCUUAGAUUUAGUUAUUUUUCAUAUGAAUGAAAUAGUCAGAAAUAUAAUUCAAAAGCCUUUCGUGUCUGAAGUAGAAUGGUAGAAUUAUGCUGUCUAAACUUUCUUCAUAUCUGAAAGCCUUCAGGACUCCUUGGGAUUGAAUUUGGAAGUCUUUUAUAAAGAAAAUUAUCAGUUUGGCUCAGUAUAGUGACUUAAGCUGCACUGUGGAUAAGCUAGCACAUAUACACUCUAACUUGUGUGUGAAGUUACAGCCAUUCAUGAAAAUGCAUAUUUUUAGACUUUUUGCUGUUAACAUCACUUACUGAAGUGGCAGCACAGAUUUUGUGUCAAAAUGUAGCUAUGACUAUGGGUAUUUUAUACCUCUCCCUAAAUUGAUACUGCAUUUCUAGGAGAGACAGUGAUGGAGCUAGAUAUGGUGAGCUUAAUAGUGGGAAAAUGGGGGUGGGGGAGGCAGAUAUCAACUAAGGAGGUAGAUUGGGUAUCUGAGAAACACAUCUAGCAUUACAUUUUUUAAAUGUCUACCCAUUAACACUUUACCCAUGUGUUUCCACUCUCAAUAAUAUUAGAAAAAAAUGUAGAACUGCCUGCAUUUCUCCAUAUGACAGUAGCUUUUUCAACUUUGUUUCCUUUAUGGAUUUUGAAGACAAAUCUGUAGAACUUAUGUUUCGGGUUUAGUUUACACUCAUUACAGGGAUAUUAUUUUAAUUCUUGGUUUAUUAUAAUAGUUCAUUGUGGAAUCAGGUUCCCAUAUGAGUAAUUUAAUUAAUUUGGACUUUUUUUUUUAGUAAAACCAAUUUAUUGGAAAAUGUUUGCAUUACUUCUAUAUUUAGGCAUUUUGGUAAAACAAAAUAUAGCUAUUAUCUAACUUGCCAUAAAUGUUUGCAGUUAUAAUCCCUGGAAUGUUUCUAUGGUAUACAAUGACCUGAUUAAAACAUAAUGGUGGAAUAAAAUGGCACCCAGGAUAAUAAUCUGUUGCUGCUAGACAAAUGCCAUUUUUUAAACCGGGAAACAAUGAUACUGUGACAAUGUCUUAUUACAGUUGCUUUAUUAUACCAAAGGGUUGACAUGUAUUUAAUCAUUGCCUAAUGGAUGUUGGUGUUGGACUGAUGCUAUCAUUAGCUCAAACCCUGCUUUGAUUAUUGACAAGCAUUCAGACUAGGGAGCGGCCCAACACCUAUGCUGAUCUCCUUCUAGGCCAAAAGCAUGGGUCAUAGAGAAAACUCGGAGCAUGCUGUUUCUCCCCAAGAGGAAACAAAAUUUCCAUUGUGUUUCCUUUCAACUAUCAUCUGUAUGGAUAGGCAAGGCAGAGAGAGAUAUAACUAUUACUUAUUCAUAAUUAAUAAGGCUUGUUACUUAAGAAAGUGAUAAAUUGCUGUGCAUGUUUCCUACACCAACCCUAGUUUCUUUUGUUGUUGUUUAACUGCCUGCAUUUUUAGGGCGUUGUUUUUAGAAGUAAAUUAAAUUCAGCUGUUACUCCUCUGGAAUUCAACAUCUCCACCCUACCCUGCCCCUAUCAUGGGGGGGGGGGAGGGAGUGUAUUGUUUGACUGAUUCCAGUCAGAAUUUGCUUGCCAAUAAUACUGAGACCAUUAGUACAGGGGCUGCUUCUUUCCAAAGCACUAUCAGACUUCUCAUAAAUAAGAGUCUUAAAAGAGCCUCACGUGUGUAUUUGCAAUGUUCACAUACAGAUACUAGAAGAGAGAAUACAUGUUUUCAUUCCUGUUGCUAGCAUUUUGCCUUUAUAUGUUAUAGGAACUCUCUUCUCCAUAAAUGAGAGGCAGUGUGGUGCAGUGGAAAGAGUGAUUGGAUUUGGAAUCAGAAGACUUGGGUUCAAAUCCCAACUCUGCUACUAUGUGACCUUGAACAAGUCCCUUACUUAACCUCUCUGGCCCUCAGCUGGCUCACCUAUAAACAGGGAGUGGAACUAGAUCACCUCUGAGAUUCUUCCCAGCCCUGCAUCUAGGAUCUGAUGUUACUGCUUGAAACAUCUUACCAGAAACCCAAAAGGAUCUGUUGAAAUGCUCUUCCCCCUUUGUAAGUGACUGAAGAGAUUUUCUAAAAAUCAGAUUAAUCUCUGGCGUGCUUUCCACACUUCUUCUUGAUAAUUCCUACAGUUCUUAAUGUGUAUUUGAUUCUAAUUUCUAGUAGUGAGAUUCUACCUGUACCUUUAUUAAACAGAUGUAGUAAAAAAAAAAACUUCAUUCCAUUUUUCUUGUGUAUUAUAUUUUCUGUUUUGGCAUUAAUUUUAAAAGCUGAUGCAGGGAGAACACUUCCCAUUGUGUAUUUUUGUUUUCUGACAUGUAAUAAGUUUAUAUAGUUAUGUAGUAAUUAUAUACUCUUGAGGAGAAGGCUGACUACUGCUAUAGUUUAAACAAGUUCUUUACAUCAUGUAUUCACAUGGUCUGUAUCAGUCAGGCAGCACAUGCCAGGCCAAAGUGUCCACUUUUGUAUCAUUUGGCUCAGUAUUAUGUUUAAUAAAUUCUGUGCUCUGGACAUAUUUAA